GUAAUCGUAAGUAUCCUAAUGGUCUCAAUUAAGGUGAUAGGAUGGCCGCGUGACUUGGUUACGACUUAACCUCCCAAGGAUCUCACCAACUUACAUACUACUUACUACAUACAUCUACAUCUACAUCGUACCCCCAUUUAUAUGGACUAUUUCAAGUUUUGUUGAAUAUAUUGAGGUUGCAAGGUUAGACCUUCAGCCACUUGGUUUUUGGUCAAGUGCGAAAAGCGGUGAAUUCCUCAAUUUUACCCUCAACAAUGCCAUCUUUUCUCGAUUUCCCCCCCGAAAUACGACGCAUGAUAUACCUGCAUUGCAUGAACCCAAACGAAUACAAAAAUGCCUAUGAUAUAUACCGACAUAACCACAUAGAAGUGGGUAAUAUCGAAUACAGGAAGCGCGGCCCUCUAUGCAUCGAACCCCGCAUAUACAUCACGCGUACCACACCGAGCAUCCUCCUACUCAAUAAGCAGAUCACAGCGGAGGCCCUUGAGGUUCUGUACAGAAUCCCUGUCGACUUGUAUGGUACUCCAGGUAGCCACUGUAGUAUGCGACAGAUGGACAUCGCCGAAUUUAUCUGCGAGCAGUUCUUGCAGCGAAUCCAGUAUGCAGCUCUUCUACUCGGCAAUCCCCAUAAGAAUUUCGUGCUGCAGCUCCUGGAUAUCUGGGGCGCGGACAACCGUCUCAAGAGGCUUGAUGUGUACUUUCCGAAGGGUGCACUUGGGUCAUAUCGACAUUGGGAUAUUGUCGAGAGUAGGCUUCGAACUUUCUCCCUCAUGGUCCCGGUACACUUCCAUGAAGUUCCUGAGCCAUCGGAGGCCCCAUCUGGGCAGUAACUUGAGUAGUGGCUGCAAGUCAAUCACUAGUUCGCUCUUUCCUCCCCGUGGUUUAUCAGAUAUUCAUAGUUAUGUACAGACUAAUGAGUUUACUUUGCUAUAUUCAAACCCAAGCUCCUAACUCCGCAUGGAGAGUGGAAUGAGAUAUCAAUGCCCUAUCUGAUGACCAAGAAUAGCGAUACCAUAGUCUACACACAAUAUUAGAAAUCCACAACAUCCCUAACGUAAAGCCGCUACACAACAGCCAUCAACUCCGUGCUCUGCGUGAAUCGCGCCGCCGCCAAC
This is a messenger RNA of Aspergillus alliaceus, 1115 nucleotides long. RefSeq lists its product as uncharacterized. The coding region runs from base 255 to 830 and encodes 191 amino acids. The transcript has 2 exons. The record is from RefSeq and is a predicted model, not a curated record. Lineage: Eukaryota; Fungi; Ascomycota; Eurotiomycetes; Eurotiales; Aspergillaceae.